Messenger RNA from Ylistrum balloti, 2031 nucleotides. RefSeq lists its product as uncharacterized. Bases 106 to 2031 code for a protein of 641 amino acids. The record is from RefSeq and is a predicted model, not a curated record. Gene Ontology annotation, molecular function: protein binding. The transcript has 21 exons. NCBI's taxonomy places the organism in Eukaryota, Metazoa, Mollusca, Bivalvia, Pectinida, Pectinidae.
CAUUUGUCUACUGUACAGAAGUCUACACUGACAGGUCUCGUCUGGCAGAUUCUUAACUUAAUACAAGAUUUUAAGUUUGAUGAAUCACAUUACACAUCAUAUGUAAUGGCAUGUUCAGAAAGUCACCUCCAGAUCAACAUUCCAGAAUUACGACAAAAGAUGACAGACUCAGGUUUUCUGUUUGGUAAGGGUUUUCUUCAAGCUGUACUUUCUUACCACUGUGCCAUGGAAGAAUUAAAUCAAGGAUGUGAAAUUCUUAAGGAAAUGAAAGAUUCUGACAUGACUGUUGAUGGCCGUUGUUUCAAACACUUGGUAACAGCUUAUGCAAAGACAAGGUCAGUUUCAGCAAAGGACAUGCUGGAUAUUAUGAGGGAAUACAACAUCAAGCAGGACAUUGAUACUUUCACUGCCAUUAUUUAUUUCCAUGCUACACGAGGGGACAUGGAUGCCAUCGAAAAGACGUUUGAACAAAUUGAAAAUGAGGACCCUAUAUCUGCUGAAGAUAAAACCAUUAUUACACUACAAAUCAUUUUACCAUUGCUGCAAUAUAAAUUCCAGAAACAAGCAAGUAAGACAAUAAACAGUAUAGGAGUUAUCAGACAUCCACCAUUUAGAUUGAAUGCUGCUGUUCACAAGUGUGCAAAUAGUCUUCUAAUGAGUGGUUAUGUGGAUGAGGCCUUUCUUGUGUUCUGCCUUCCUUUUAAGAGAGGACGUUCAUUCAUUCAAUGCUUCCAUAAUAGUGAAGCAUCUAAGAAACCAGAUGGUAUUGUUAGAGGUGUAGAAUUAUCCGUCAAGUUACUUACAGAAUCUCGUGUAGAUUUUAGGAAGUUGUUCAUGGACUCAUCAUCAGCUUCACUAGCAUUUCUUACAAGGUUGAUGAAGGAACUGAAACAAUUGAAUUAUGUUAAAGAUUCAGAAGAGUUGAAGAAGUCUGCUCUUGACAAUGUUCAUCAAUCCCCUUGGAAAAAUUUGGUGGUGGUGCUUGCUGACAUGGAUUUACCUACACUGAAAGCUAAGGCUGAUGAAGAGCUGAAAAGACAUGUACAUGAUCCUCAUUAUGGAACACACACAGAUUGUGUAAACAGAAUUCUGGAGAAAACUGUAUAUCAGGAGGAGGCAGCAGCUCUUGAUCUCUACAGAAACCUCUUGGCAGAAGAAAGUGAUGAUCCACGACUUCCAGCUGUUAAAUCAUUAGGUGCAGCAUAUGUACAUACAAUGUAUUUAAAACUCGGCAACUACCCACAGUCUCUACAUUACCUCAAGGAAAUGAUUUGUUUAAGUCCAAAGUACAUCGGUAACUUAGCUAAAGUAGUGUCAAAUGCUACUGUGAUGCUAAAGAAUGGAUAUAAAGAGGGAGUGAUGGAGAGCAUAGACUUUUGCCUGCAGCACAUGGAUAAGACGUCCGGUACAAUUAUUCUCCCCAAAGUACUACCAGAGGUAUUGAUGCAGUUACUCCCACCCUCACAAGCCUUUGCAUGUUUACAAAGAUUCAGAGUACAUAUUAGCCAGAGCGACGAUCAUCUUCUUAAAGCAGGCCUGAUGAAAUCCUAUAUGAUGGGGAAGGAUGUUGAUCUCCUGGCUACAGCUUACAUUGCCUAUCUGAACUACAACAGAAGAAGAGACUACCAGAUUUGUGUUGAUGUGAUAGUACAACUGAUUAAGGAGGACAGAGAAGACCUUGUUCAGAAAGGUUCUCCAUUUUCUACUUCCCUAAAAAAAAAUCCGACAUUCCUGAAAGUAGUCAUGGCUAGGAAUAGCAUUGUGAUACAGAGGUUACUACUGAACCUGUUUAGAAAGCCAAAGUUGAUUGACACUCUUCUUGAUACGCUGGUCAAGUCCGAUGAUAUAGAUGCCAUGGUAUCUUUUGAAAACAACUUGUCUGAAGCAAUACAAAAUUGCAAUCGCAUGAGAAAGGCAGAGUUAUUGUCUACAUUACUGGAAUUCUCUUCACAAAACCCCGACACAAGUCUAGGGAAGUGUAUGGAAUCCAUAACAGACAAGUUACCACAGUUGAGGAUGUAUAUGCAAUAA